This is a messenger RNA of Chanos chanos (milkfish), 2583 nucleotides long. RefSeq names its product SLIT and NTRK-like family, member 5b (gene slitrk5b). Bases 13 to 2583 code for a protein of 856 amino acids. The transcript has a single exon. Gene Ontology annotation, molecular function: protein binding. NCBI's taxonomy places the organism in Eukaryota, Metazoa, Chordata, Actinopteri, Gonorynchiformes, Chanidae. Gene Ontology annotation, biological process: axonogenesis; positive regulation of synapse assembly. The record is from RefSeq and is a predicted model, not a curated record.
AUUCCUUUGAAAAUGCAUAUCUGGACAAUAAUCCUUACUUUUGUGGUCACAUCUCUACGCUCCACUGAGAUGUUUGCCACUUAUGGAGAUGUAUGUCAAGGGCUGUGUGUUUGUGAAGAGAGAGAUGGUGUACUGACCGCCGACUGCGAAAACAGAGGAAUUGUCAGUGUUUCAGAAAUUCAACCUUUGCACUUCAAUACAUGUCAUUUAUUGCUUGGUGGAAAUCUUCUGAAAAAACUCUCUGCUGGUGAUUUUGUUCAAUAUGAAGGAGUGACUAUUUUACAUCUGGGCAAUAAUUACAUUUCUGAAAUUGAUACAGGGGCAUUUAAUGGACUUCAAGGAUUAAAAAGAUUACAUCUCAAUAAUAAUAAAAUUGAGAUUUUGAGAAAUGAUACUUUUCUUGGACUCGAAAGCUUAGAAUAUCUACAAAUUGAUUAUAAUUAUAUCACCCACAUCCAAGCAAAAACUCUCAGCAGACUGCAUCAUCUGGAGGUGUUGAUAUUGAAUGAUAAUUUGCUAUCUUCUCUGCCAACCAACAUUUUUCAGUAUGUCCCCUUAACUCACCUCGAUCUGAGAGGGAACCAGCUUAAGCUUCUCCCUUACAAUGGCCUCUUGGAACACAUGGAUAAAAUUGUGGAAUUACAAUUGGAAGAAAAUCCUUGGAAUUGUUCUUGUGAACUCAUUGCUCUUAAAGCCUGGCUAGAAAGCAUAUCAUACACAGCGCUUGUAGGAGAUGUUGUGUGUGAGACUCCUUUCCGGCUCCAUGGUCGAGAUCUUGACGAGAUCUCCAAACAGGAGCUGUGCCCCAGAAGAGCCAUUGCAGAGUAUGAGAUGCGUGCAGAGCCAGCUUACAGCACAAGAGGAAACUUUAGGGCCUCUACAGCAACUGCCUCCUAUACCUCAUCUGGCAUAUUACGCUCCACAAGACCCACCAAGAGCCCCCGGCAAUCGAGCAAAUUGCGGGCGAAACCCACCUCUCGUGUCCCUUCCAAUAAACCCCAAAAUUAUGGCCCUAUGGUGGCAUAUCAGACCAAAUCUCCAGUGCCUCUGGACUGCCCCACUGCAUGCACUUGCAAUCUCCAAAUAUCUGACCUUGGUUUGAACGUCAAUUGCCAAGAGAGAAAAAUAGAGCACAUAUCUGAUCUGAAUCCCAAACCAUACAAUCCCAAAAAGAUGUACCUCACCGGAAAUUAUAUUUCCGUUGUAAACAGAUCUGACUUCACUGAUGCCACUGGAUUAGAUCUGCUUCACCUCGGAAACAACCGGAUAGUUCUCAUUCAUGACAGAGCCUUUGAGGAUCUGGCAAACCUGCGACGACUGUAUCUGAAUGGAAACCUUAUAGAGCGCCUCACAGUGGACAUGUUUUAUGGCUUACAAAGUCUCCAGUUCCUGUAUUUGGAAUACAACGUCAUCAGAGAGAUUGCAGCGGGAACAUUUGGGCCCAUGGCAAAUCUUCAGUUGCUUUUCCUAAACAAUAAUCUUCUCAAAACUUUACCGGGGGGAGUCUUUGAGGGUCUCACGCUGUCUAGAUUGAAUCUCCGCAAUAAUCAUUUCCGGAACUUGCCAGUUACUGGUGUUUUAGAUCAGCUUAAAUCUCUGGUGCAGAUAGAUCUCUUUGAGAACCCCUGGGAUUGCACUUGUGUCAUUGUGGGGAUGAAACAUUGGCUGGAGGAACUCAGUGCUGGCACAGUGGUGAACAGCGUCAUUUGUGAGUCUCCUGUAAGGCUGUCUGGGGAAGACUUACGUUACAUCCAUCCCUCUUAUCUUUGCCCAAACGACUCCAAUGUUCAUGCCUCUCCAAUGCCGCCUUCAGAGGAAACCUUCCCUGGCAGCACUAUCACUCUAGAAACAGCCUUGGAUUUUGACACGCAAUACCCUGCAGUUCCUCUCUCUGUAUUAAUUCUAGCCUUGCUUCUCAUUUUCAUAAUGUCUGUGUUCAUUGCUGCCGGACUCUUUGUAGUCAUGAUGAAAAGACGUCAAAAGUCCGAAAGCGAGCAGACUGCCUCUCUUAACACUAACAUGAGUCAAUAUAGCGAUAGGUCAGCACCAAAGGUUAAAACCUCUUCAGGUCAUGUGUAUGAGUAUAUUCCCCCGCCUGUGGAUAGCCAGGCAAAAAACCCCAGCUACUGUCCCAGUGAGGGAAACAUGGCUGAAAGUUUCAGAGACUUUGAUGAGCUUAAUGGGGUGCUGGCGUCGAACUCCGAUGAAGAAGUGCGUAGUGUCGCGAUAAGCUCUGACUUCAGUGCUAGUACACCUGAACCACACAACAGACCUUCCCUACUCCAAGACGAGCAUUAUUUUUACAGAGAUAUUCCUUCCCGAGACCAGCAGCUGCCCUACAGGAGUAAUCUGCCAUGUAAGCACAGCACUCAUAUUGCCACUCACUAUGCUCCAGACUUUGAUGUCAGACAUCAGUACUUGCCUCCCGAAAGAAUACAACAGACUAUGGUGUACUGCUCAGCCCCUACCACUGUCUAUGUGGAACCCAACAGGGGUGAAUACUGGGAAUUAAAAGCCAAGCUGCAUUUUGAGCCUGACUAUCUGGAAGUGCAUGAGAAACGUACAACAUUUACCCAGUUCUAA